GGCGGGGCCUCGGAAGGGGCGUGGCUACGGGGACCGACGCUCCGCCCCCUCCCGGGCCCGGGGACCUGGCGCGCCGGCAGCAGCAUGGCUGCCGCCAUUCGGCCCCCGGGGCCGGUGCUGCUGCAAACGCUGCGGAGAUCCACGUAUCCCGGGGUGGAAGGCUUAGGCUCUGCCUGCUGCCGCUGCCCGCUCGGAGCUAAAAGAUAUCUACUUACAGAUAAUAUUGUGAAAUUAAAAGAAUUUCAGCACAAGAAGGUAGCUAUUGGACAUAAACUACCAGGCACUAAAGAAACCUUCUUGAGAAACCUGGAGAAGAAACUGACCCAGAACAAUCUCAUCUUGAAGGAGGAACUGAGAACCUUGCUGCAUCUGUGUGAGACCCGGGAUGAUGUGGAACUGGCCAAAAAUGUCAUCUACAGGUACCACGCAGAGAACAGAAAUCUCACUUUGGGGGAAUAUAAAUUUGGACCACUUUUCAUGAGGUUGUGCUACGAAUUGGAUCUUGAGGAAUCUGCAGUGGAGCUCAUCAAAGACCAGCAUUUACAGGGUUUCUUCUCAGAUGUCACGUCUUUCAAUAUUUUGAUGGAUAUGUUAUUUGUCAAAGGCAAAUACAAAAGUGCAUUGGAAGUGUUGAUUCAGAUGAAAAACCAAGAUGUUAAGUUCUGCAAAGAUACCUAUGUCCUUGCUUUUGCAAUUUGCUACAAACUGAAUAACCCGGAGUCCUUGAAGAUCUGCACCACGUUAAGAGAAGAAGCCCUCAUCAAAGGAGAAGUCCUUUCUCAGAGAGCUUCCUGCUUUGCCGUGGCGUUAGCUCUGAAUCAGAACCAGGUGGCAAAAGCUGCAUCCAUUUUUUCUCAUAUUAUGAAGUCAGAAAGCAUAAUCUGCACUAAUUUAAAUAUCAUGAUCCACGUCCAGUCCAAUAUGUUGGAAACGCUGAUAGAAAUCCUAAAGGAAGCUGCAGAGGGAAAUUUAUCAAAAUUUGUGAAAAGGCAGAAGUUCUCAGAAGAAGUGCUGGCCAAAGUGAGGGAGAAAGUGAAGGACGUGCCUGCCCUUCUGGCCAGUUUUGAUGAGCUCUAUGGGAAACUGCACGAGAGUGGCCAAGUGACCGCCUGCAGUUUGGAUGAUCUGCUCUGCCACAUCCCCAGGGACAGGAAUGCCCGCACGGUCCUGUUCAAUAAGAGGACAGUCAGCCGCCGCACCUUCCAGCCACUCAACCAUUCCCUGUGGGCUGAGUGACCCGGGGUUCCACCACCCACAGGUGGGAAGUGGGGUGGAGGGGACGAGUUUCCCGAGGAAUCAGACGUCCGACUCCCGUGACAGGCCCCUUGAUUUCAUCCUCGUGUGUCCGAGUCUGUGGAAUGCCUGCGUGUGGACCUGAGAAAUCAAUGUGAUCGAGACGCUGAAGAUGUAGAACGAAGCCAGCAGAAAGCUCGGCUCCCAGACUGGAGGCUUCCCAGUGCAACUGCUGAAGACUCUUGAAGAAACGCGUCAUGGUCCAGGCCAGCAUCCCCUGCAAGCCUGGGACCAGUGAGUCCCAGUGGAGAAGAACUUCUCUGAUCGGUUAACUCUGAUUUUCAAGGGAGAAGUUACUUGCAUUACCAGUUGAGUUUGGGAGAUCCAAAUCUCUAGUCCACCAUGUUAGGGAAGAACCCAGGAUCUUUUUUUCCCCCUACCUCUGUCACCAUUUAUCUGACACUCUAAACGAGAUACUUGAACCUUCACUUUCCUACCAUGAAUUAACAGUUCCUACAUUUUGUGAUUAUAAAACGCAAAAUGAAUCUGCGUCUUCAUUUGAAAUCUUCAUAGAAGGUUCAGCAGGGUCAAAUUUUCUCUAGAAUGACAGAAAUAAAGAGGCUCAUGAGAGAA
Sorex araneus (European shrew) is the source of this 1866-nucleotide messenger RNA. RefSeq names its product pentatricopeptide repeat domain 2 (gene PTCD2). The transcript has 10 exons. Bases 85 to 1236 code for a protein of 383 amino acids. Gene Ontology annotation, biological process: multicellular organism development; mitochondrion organization; regulation of mRNA processing. Gene Ontology annotation, cellular component: mitochondrion. Lineage: Eukaryota; Metazoa; Chordata; Mammalia; Eulipotyphla; Soricidae. Gene Ontology annotation, molecular function: RNA binding; protein binding. The record is from RefSeq and is a predicted model, not a curated record.